GCACCUAAAAACAAAAACAUCAAAACAUAAUUCCGCCUAAAUUACAAUUAGACAUAAUAUUUAUUUUGUAAAAAAAAUUAAAACAUUUAAAUUAAUUUUAAGGAGGGAAAAAUGAUUAUUACUAGUAGUAGAUAGUAAAAAAAAAGCGUGCGAAAAAAAUGAUAAAGUAUUAGAAAAAGCGAGGGAAAAAAAGUAACUAGAGAUGGUAGCCAUUAUUAUUAUUAUUAUUAGAAAAAGAAAAAAGAAAUGAAGAAACAGAGAAACACUUCUCUACUCAACCAUUUCUUCUUCUUCUUCUUCUUCCUCUCUCUUUCUCUCUCCUAGGGUUACACUUUUAGAGAGAGAAAAUGGACUGAGAAUUCAUAACUCUCUCUCUCUCUAGUUUAUCUUCUUCACACAAUUCAGUUUCGUUGCAAUGGAAGACAAGGAUUCGGUUGCUAAAAUGAUGGACUCUACAUCUUCAAAGAUACAACAGCUGCAAAAGGCUUUUGCUGAGCUUGAAAGUUACCGAGCUGUUACUCUUAACAUGAAAUGGAAAGAUCUAGAGGAACAUUUUCAGGGGCUAGAGAAAUCGUUGAAGAGGCGCUUUCGUGAACUGGAAGACCAAGAAAAAUUGUUUGAAAUCAAAACAAGGCAAUCUCGUGAAAUGUUGGAGAAACAGGAAGCAGCUGUUUUUGCUAAGGAGCAAGCCUCGCUGCAGAGGAUUCAAAAGAAAAGAGAUGCUUCUGUAUUCAGCAUUGUAAAUGCUCGAAAAAAGCAAAGGAAGGUUUCAUCGAAGGGUUUUGUCUUUAAUGAGAGUCUAGGGACACCAGUUGUAGAAGAGAAACCUUUAGAUGCUGCAUCCACUGGGGCUGAAUGCAACAUAGAAAACGUGCAACUUUCUCCUGAAAAUGUGGACUUGAUGUCUUAUCCAGAGUUGGUAAAGCUAUGCAAAGAGUUGGAUGCUGCUGGACUUCACAAAUUUAUAUCUGACAACCGCAAGAACCUUGCUGCUGUAAGGGAGGAAAUACCGCUUGCGUUAAGAGCUGCUCCUAAUGCUGCCUCUCUAGUUUUAGAUUCGUUGGAAGGAUUUUAUUGCACAGAAGUGUCAAGUCAGGAUAUAAAGAAAGAUGCUAACUUGUUGGGUCUUCGCCGAACCAGUAUCAUGCUGUUGGAAUGUCUAAGUGACUUCCUGACCAAUUUGGGUUCUGUUUCGAAUGUGAUUUCCGAAGAUAUCAAGGAUAGGGCAAAGGCAGUUGCUGAAGAGUGGAAACCGAGAUUGGAUGCUCUUGAUAUUGAUGCUAGCAAUGGGAAUUCCUUGGAGGCUCAUGCAUUUUUGCAACUUCUAGCCAGUUUUGGUAUUGCCUCUGAUUUUAAUGAGGAGGAGUUAUCCAGGCUGAUUCCAAUGGUGUCUAGGCGUCGCCAAACUGCUGAUUUAUGCCGGUGCCUUGGGUUGUCGGAGAAGAUGCCUGGUGUGAUUGAAGUUUUGGUAAACAAUGGGCGGCAAAUUGAUGCUGUUAACUUGGCUUUUGCAUUUAAUCUUACUGAACAGUUUUCACCCAUUCCUUUGCUGAAGUCUUACCUGAAUGAUGCUAAGAAAGCUUUUUCUCCAGUCAAGAGUGUUAACUCUUCUCCCACUGCACAGACUGAGGUUAAUGAAAGGGAGCUGUUUGCCCUCAAGGCCAUACUGAAGUGCAUUGAAGAACAUAAACUUGACGAGCAGUAUCCUAUGGAUCCUCUUCAGAAACGAGUGAUCCAACUUGAGAAGGCCAAGACUGACAAGAAGAGGGAAACUGAAGCGACAAAACCUCAACCCAAGAGACCCUGUGCUAAUGGCGUGGGAUAUGGUCCUCGUGUCACUAACAAUCCCUCUGACAGAACUCCAUAUGUUAGAGUUGUUGACAGGUACCCACAAUAUAUGUAUGACCGACCUUACUUGUACCAUGGACCAACUGAAAAUCACUGCACCCCUUUCGUGGGUUCUGCAAACUAUAACAUCUCUCCUAAUCCUGGAACUUACUUUGGAAAUGGCUACCAAUAUCAGGCACCCCAAUAUCAAGCUACAUAUCUUCACUAAUUAGCAGAGAUGGUAAACAGAUAACUAUGGUCCCUUUAAUAUUUAGUCUUAAGUCUUAACCCUUAAGCUGUUGUACUUGUAUGACUUGUAUGUUGUACUUUAUAAAUGUAGUCUUCAAGAACCCCUUAAACAGGUUAAAUGUCAUGUUAAAAUUUAACUUUGGUGCUAGAAGAUAUUCUUAUCUUCUAAUGCAUCCACUCUGUUCUCGUUUUGUACAAGCUUACUUUGCUGUCUUUGUAGUAUACUUUUCCUCUUUAA
Molecule: messenger RNA, 2314 nt
Organism: Trifolium pratense (red clover)
Lineage: Eukaryota; Viridiplantae; Streptophyta; Magnoliopsida; Fabales; Fabaceae
Product: FRIGIDA-like protein 3
Exons: 4
Coding region: 416-2056 (546 amino acids)
Source: RefSeq, a predicted model, not a curated record